AUGCAGACCUCAUCACAGAGCGCAGCAGCGGCCAGGGGUCCCGAGGAGACGCAUACGAUUGAGGCGGCCGCAGGAACAAUUGCAGCUGACGAAGGAAUUACUGCCGAUGACGAAAACAACCCCCAAGCGGAUACAGAAAGCAUUCAUUCUUCGUCCACCGCAUCGUUGAGCGAGAGCAUCACUGAAUACCGCCGUCUGCAUGGACGCACCUACACGCAAAAGUCUGAUUACUGGGGUCCAAACGACGAUCGGCAGAAUGAAGGGCUGGAUAUUUCUCACCACAUGGAGACUUUGUUUUUUGACGACAAGUUGUUCUUAGCUCCAAUUAGCGACAGCCCGCAGAAUGUGCUUGACGUCGGUACUGGAACAGGUAUCUGGGCCAUCGAUUUUGCGGAUGAGUACCCUUCAGCCGAAGUGACAGGUGUCGAUAUCUCGCCUAUUCAGCCUGGUUGGGUCCCGCCCAACUGUAAGUUCCAGAUCGACGACGUGGAGCAGCCUUGGACAUGGCCAGUGAACUAUUUCGACUUCGUUCACAUCCGCCAUCUAGAGGCCAGCAUAUCAGACUGGCCAGCCUUGUAUAAGCAAGCCUACGAUCACCUCAAGCCAGGCGGCUACAUCGAGAUCAAAGAGACCGAUAUUCAGGCUCGCUCUCAGCUUUACGGGGACGAUUUACCAGAGGAUCAUAUCUUCAAUCGCUGGUACAAGGUAUUUUUCGAAUCGGGGGACAAGCUUGGUAAAACGUUUACGCAGACUCGAGACCAUGGAAUUGCUAAAGCGCUAGAAGCCGCUGGGUUUGUGGAUAUUGUGGAGAAGAUACUGCCAAUUCCCAUCGGAGCAUGGCCUGCGGACCCCAAGCUCAAUGAGGUUGGCGCAUAUCACCUGGAGUUCUUGGACCAGUCCUUGGAGGGUUUUGCAGUCUUUCUUCUGAAGGAAAUAAUGGGAUGGGAGUACGCUGAGAUUCUCGUCUUCGUUGCCGAAGUUCGGAAAGCCCUCAGGGACAUGAAGCUCCAGGCAUAUCUCAACUUGCAUUUGGUGUACGCGCGAAAGCCCGAAGACGCAGAGCUGGCGGACCAAGAGACUGCUGCGGCUGCUACUUCUUGA
Messenger RNA from Colletotrichum truncatum, 1101 nucleotides. RefSeq names its product Trans-aconitate 2-methyltransferase 7. NCBI's taxonomy places the organism in Eukaryota, Fungi, Ascomycota, Sordariomycetes, Glomerellales, Glomerellaceae. Gene Ontology annotation, molecular function: methyltransferase activity. The record is from RefSeq and is a predicted model, not a curated record.